Molecule: messenger RNA, 1173 nt
Organism: Macroventuria anomochaeta
Lineage: Eukaryota; Fungi; Ascomycota; Dothideomycetes; Pleosporales; Didymellaceae
Product: glycosyltransferase family 32 protein
Exons: 2
Coding region: 1-1173 (390 amino acids)
Biological process (GO): protein N-linked glycosylation
Cellular component (GO): mannan polymerase complex
Molecular function (GO): alpha-1,6-mannosyltransferase activity
Source: RefSeq, a predicted model, not a curated record
AUGCCUACGCACUCCCCAAUUGCCUCUCACUUCCGGAGCAGGUUCACUACACAAGUCAGGAGAGUCUUACCCGCAUACCUCCUCAUCAUCUUCCUGGUCCUGUUCUUCACUAACUCAUACUUCUUCACUGCUCCUGUUCGCGCUGCACACAAAUACAGGCGGGAGAGGAAGUACCAACAUCCAAUUCAAGCAGAAUUGAGCGUUAUCCCUCGAAAGAUCUGGCAGACCUGGAAGACUGGUCCUCUAGCUUUCGAGCAACGUGAUUCGGAUUCGGCGAAGACAUGGCCAGCCAAGAAUCCGAGUUAUCGAUACGAAGUCCUGACCGAUGAUAACGCCUUGGCGUAUGUCGAAUGGCAUUACGGCGAACACGGCUUCAAUCGCCCAGACAUCGUCGCUCUGUAUCGAGAGCUGGGUAUUACUAUCAUCAAGGCCGAUCUCCUGCGAUAUCUCGUCAUGUAUGCUGAAGGAGGAGUAUAUGCUGAUAUCGAUGUCGAAUGCCUCCGACCCGUCGAAAGGUUCAUCCCUGAAAGGUACAACGAACACAAAGUCGAUAUGAUCAUUGGUGUGGAAAUCGAUGAGCCUGCGUUCAUUGACCAUCCUAUCCUAGGCCCCAAGUGCAAGUCGUUCUGUCAAUGGACCUUUGCAGCUAAGCCGCGAUUGCCAGUCAUGAUGCGCUUGAUCGAGAACAUCCAGGAGUGGCUCCACGACCUUUCGAGGGAGAAGGGUGUUCCCAUUGCGGAGCUUCAACUCGACUUCAACGAGGUCAUCAGUGGGACGGGCCCUUCGGCUUUCACGAAAGCGGUGCUCGAGCAGAUGACUGCACAAAACCACGGAAAGGAAGUAACAUGGGACCCCUUCCACAACCUAGCAGAGUCCAGGCUUCAGAAUGGGAUACUAGUUCUGAACGUGGAGGCUUUCGCUGCAGGACAAGGCCACUCUGACUCAGGGAACCACGAUUCGCGAGGCGCUCUCGUGAAGCACCACUACCACGCUUCUGGAUGGCCUUCCCGUCACCCCCGCUAUAGCCAUGCCAUGUACGGUGAGGUCGAACAUUGCAAUUGGAAGCCAGAAUGCGUCGCGGAAUGGGACAAGAACGUUGCUGAAUGGGACACGCUUGAUAAGGAAGAGCAGGAGAAGCGACUGGCAGGUAGGCCGCCUCCACCACCUGCUUGA